Cladophialophora yegresii CBS 114405 is the source of this 1404-nucleotide messenger RNA. RefSeq lists its product as uncharacterized. The transcript has a single exon. The record is from RefSeq and is a predicted model, not a curated record. Lineage: Eukaryota; Fungi; Ascomycota; Eurotiomycetes; Chaetothyriales; Herpotrichiellaceae. Bases 1 to 1404 code for a protein of 467 amino acids.
AUGGCCACCACCAGCCCCGAAGUUCGAAACGGCGACUUCCUCUACCGCGACACGCUCUUCGUCGACCUGGGCCUCAACAAACGCCACCCCCGCGCCGCGGUCCAGGACUUGAAGGAACUGCUUCUGCCCAAAAAGGGCGGGUCUGCGUCCGCGCCGCCCAAGGACCAAGUCGCGCACUGGUAUGAGGCGCAACUCAUCCACUAUGGCCUCCCGCGGUCCCGGGACAAGAAUACCGCGAAGGUGAGGCUGACUAAUGCGCUUGCUUCGAAGACGUUGGGGGUGCCCAAGGACAUUGUCGCGUUGGAGGGGGAGAUGAAGAGGGAGUAUGCUAGUGCGUUGAGACGGACCAAGUCUGGCGCUGGCGGUGCGAUCAAGGGCGAGAUGAAGGUGGCGGAGGGCAAGGCGGCGAAGAAGAGCACGACCGCGAGUACCGGCACGAGCAAGUCCAAGACGACAGUGGCGCUGGAGGUUGGCGGGACCAAGGUCACGAUUGAUCGCGAGGAUAUGGAGGCUGCGAAAAAGCGAUCGACGGCGUCGAAGGCAGCCGCCUCGAAACCGAAGGGCGCGAAGGCGAGUGAUUCGAAACCCAAACCUGCGACGGCGUCGACGGCAGCAACGCCAAAGACGAAGGAUGCGAAGGCGAGUGACGCGAAUCCUAGACUUGCCACAGGGGCGGGAAUUGCCGCAGAUGCGUCCCGUUCGCAGUCCCAGGCGAUCAAACGGACCGCAAGACGAGGUGGUCAUUCAGCCCACAGCGUGUCGGAUCGUCUAGUUCCAAGCUCCUCUCCUGAGAAACCACGAGCCAAGCAGACCGCCCGACGAGGUAAAGACGACCCAUUUCGUCGUAGUAACAGCGACCGCGGCGCACCAACCUCUUCACACACGUACGAUCACACGCCGUUUUCUUUCCAGCAUGAUGUCGACAUGGACGAUGCACCACCCGCUUACGAGCCCAUCGACUUCCACCAGCAACGAGAAUCCCCAGGGCCGGAGGACGACUUCCCCAUCUCAGGGACCUACUUCUUCCCGCGAGCUCCGUUCCAGCCCUUUAGUCUCACGCUCCAAGUUGAUGACCGCUCACGCCAGCUCUGGGGCCGAUUCCAGAUCGGGUCCAAGGAGGGAGUCCUUUGCGUGGGUGACAUGUCGGGCAUUUCGAGUGACCAUGCAGUCUCCUUCGGAUGGAGAUCAGAAGAUCAAGACGAUGGGUUCAUGAAGUUCGGGCGCGGGUGUGAUGGAGCGAUCGAGUUUGAUGGCGAAGGGUGGAUAAGAGGCCACUUCAAUGGGUUGAUGUAUGGCGAGGACGUGGAGUUCGUGGGCGAAUGGGUGAAUGGCGAGGGUUUAGAUGUUAGGGAGAUGAAGCAUAUCUGGGAGGACUUUCCUAGGAAGGCGUAUGGGAGCGGUUAG